Molecule: messenger RNA, 3991 nt
Organism: Cygnus atratus (black swan)
Lineage: Eukaryota; Metazoa; Chordata; Aves; Anseriformes; Anatidae
Gene: PHF21B
Product: PHD finger protein 21B
Exons: 15
Coding region: 1-1836 (611 amino acids)
Source: RefSeq, a predicted model, not a curated record
AUGGAGCUACACAGCUUGCAAGAGGCGUUAAAAGUGGAAAUCCAAUGUCACCAGAAACUAGUUGCACAGAUGAAGCAAGAUCCACAGAACGGGGAUCUUAAGAAACAAAUCCAUGAAAGGCAAUCAAGAAUAGCAGCUCUUAAUGAGAAACAAAAGCUGGCGGUGCGGAGCCGCCCCGCGGCCCUGCUGGUGGGCAGUGGCGCCAGCGGCAGCGCCAAGCCCGGCGGUGGCGGCGGUGGAGGUGGCGGCGGUGGAGGUGGCGGCGUCCCGGCGCUCCUCAAGGCAGCCGGCGGCGGCGGUGGGAGCCCCGGCGGCAGCCCCGCGCAGAACCUGGCCAUCUCCGUCGUGCCGGCCAAGGCGCCCAUCGCGAUGGUGACAGCGCACCUCAACGGCGGACUGGGCGGCGUGGAACCCCCCCAGAGCGCCCCCAUCAACCUGCAGACCCCGGCCCGGCAGGCGGCCGCUCGCCGCCCGCCCGAGCUCGGUUCCCGGACACAGACUUUGGGAACUAUCACUGCAGUGCCCAUUAAGGUUCCUCAGGUCAGCUCCUUGCAGAGGUUGGCAGGACAAGGACCAGCAGUGCUACCUCAGGUUAGGCCAAAGACCCUGAUUCCAGACAGCCUCCCUAUUUCCCCGUGCAGAGACCAACCAUCCAAGCAGCCUCCUACCUUCCAAAAGGCUACUGUCGUCAGCAUCAAAAACCCCAGCCCUGCCCUCCCCACUGCCAACAACACCGUCAGCCAUGUACAGACGCCUAACAGCCAGUCGCAAAGCGUCACCGAGCCUACCCCUCUCUCGUCACCACUGAGCAGUGCCGGUGUGGCGUACGCCAUCAUCUCCACCUCCCCCAACAAUGCAACUCCUAUCAGCACUAGCGCUACCGUCUCUGUGGUCAACGACAGCAUCAAAGUGCAACCACUCCUCAUCAGUGCCGACAGCAAGGUUAUCAUUAUUCAGCCUCAAGUCCAAACCCAGACAGAAAGUAAAGUGGAGACAAAGAAACUUCCUGAAGAGUCAGCUCAGGGAUCCCCUGCUACCAAAAAGAAAAAGGAGGAAAAUCCAGAGAAAAUUGCCUUCAUGGUCGCAUUAGGACUGGUUACAACAGAACAUUUGGAAGAAAUCCAGAGCAAGCGUCAGGAAAGGAAGAGAAGAAGCACAGCGAAUCCAGCCUACAGUGGACUCUUGGAAACCGAGCGGAAACGCCUUGCAUCAAAUUAUUUGAAUAAUCCCUUGUUUCUUUCAACAAGAGCAAAUGAGGAUCCAUUCUGGAAGAAUGAGAUCCACCAUGAUGAACACUGCACUGCUUGCAAGCGUGGCAUUAACUUGCAGCCCUGUGGCACAUGUCCCAGGGCAUAUCACCUCAACUGCUUGGACCCACCCCUCAAAACUGCCCCCAAGGGGGUUUGGGUCUGUCCAAAGUGCCAACAGAAGGUGUUAAAGAAAGAUGACAAUGUGCCAUGGACUGGAACUCUGGCUAUUGUUCACUCCUAUGUUACUCAUAAAACAGUCAAAGAAGAAGAGAAACGGAAGUUAUUAAAGAGAAGCAGUGAGCUGAAGAGUGAGCACAGACAGUUAGAAGAAAAAGAUCGACUUCUCAACAAUGCAGUAAAGAAAUGCUUAGAGCUAAAAAACAGCCUGUUGGCCCAGCAGAAAGGGACUCAGUCAUCACUGGAACGUCUCAAAACCCUCAUUAGACUGAUCCAAAAUGAGCAGAUGAUUCAGGUUACCAUGAUGACAACCACCACCUCCUCCCUGCUCACCGUCCCCUGGAUCAAACCCUCCUCUGCCUCUGCUGCCAUGCACAAAGCCUUGCAGCAGUCGCAGGGCAACAACUGACAGAGCCGGCUGCGCCAGAGCCGAGGAAGGGGGAACAGAAACUUUACACCCAUGCGCGAAGGAGAGAUUAAACUGAGACAAAAGAGAGAAGGAACAAUCUCGUGUUUUGUACAUGUAGGAACUCGCAAGGAACAAGGAAGGUCCAGUUUGUAGGUCACUGUGGCGGCUGCUUCGCAGGGAGCGGGACGCACUGCGGUUUUGUGUUUGCUGAGACCUUCAGUGCUGAUGAGAUUUUUUUGUUAUGUUGGCCUUAAUGUAUUUAUGACUGAGGAUGAACAGGAAGAGUAUGGCUGAUAGAAAGCGGAAUAUCCUUUUUGUGGGGAGACAGGCAGUUUUGCAGUUCUGCCUUAAGGGGAAAAUUUAAAACGCAAAGAGUUAGUGAGCUAGUGGGGACGUAGUUGGGCUGAAAGCUGUGGGAGGGAAAUCGGUGAUAUCAAAAGAAACCGAGCUACUUAGGACUUGACAUGGAUUCUUAUCAAAGGAACAAAGUUGGCUCCAUUGACUCGGGCGAGCCGGAGCUGGGGCUGUUUUGACCAGAACGGACACUCACAGAGCCUUCAAAACAAAAGAUCAUUUUUUUUAGUAUUAUUAGAGUUGAGAAUUGCAGAUAUUUAAAUAAAGAAACUGUAUGAAGUUAGCAUUUCUAGUAAAAUAUUGAAGUAUUUUCAUGCUGAUGCUUCUGUAUAUGCGUUCCGAAGUAUUUAAAAAAGUAUGACUGUAAAACUCCUUACUUUUUUGCAGGUCCUUUUUACUUAUUUUGCUAUUGGUGUAUUUUUCUCAUGGAGUUUUUGUGCAAGAUUCAGCAUAAACCAGUGGAUAUACUUGGCAGGUUGGCUUUCAUUUUUUAAAGAGGUUAUUUUAGGGGUUUUCUUUUUUUUUUUUUAAGAAAAAAAAAUCUGUUUUUUGUUUAUUGACAGUACAGAUAAUAUGCCAAAAAGAUAACUUUACAUUUUUGUACUGCAUUUUUAUUGUUAAAAGUAUGUAACUUUUGGUAUUGUAUGUAUUUUUUUAUUAUUAUUGUUGUUUUUUCCUUUUUGCUUGCAGAAAUAUCUGCUGAAAUGGUACAGGAAAAAAAAACAACUGCCUCAAGGGGUUGUUACUGGAUAAUAUCAAGAGUUCUUGGCGAGGGACAGGCGGCGGCAGAUCGUAAGGGUUUGUUGGCUGUUUUGGGGGGUUAGUUUUUUCAGGUUUUUUUUGGAAACGAUUCCUUUUUAAGAUUCUGUUGGCUUUUAGCACAUUUGGGAAGCAUUUGGCAUUAGCCUGAGAAAACCCUCGCACGCCUGUUUGUUUCACUAGCUAGUCUUCCUGAUCCUGCCAGGGUCUGCCGGCCCCCUGCAGGCCACCCACCCUUCCCACAGCCCCACUGCUGGCCUGGGAAGAGAGUGACGGGCACCCCGUUUUUUCUCAGCGUCACCCCCACCAGGUACCAUCAUCUCUGUCGUUUGAGUUCUUCAUCAAUUAGCACAACAGAUACUUGAGGAAAGCGAGAAGCCACCAGAGCACGGCACGAGGCUAGUCUCUCACAUCAGCAUAUCACAUGGUGCCGAAUCUCACUCUCUCUCUCUUUUUUUAUUUAAAAAAACACAAACAAGCAGGGGACAGGCUUGUUCCAUCACCCAUCACUAGGCAGCACAUGGUCCCUUCAACCAUUUUCACAACUCCGGGAGAAACUGUGCAGUACUAUACAAAUCUAUUUUAAUACACAACACUCAGUUGAACAAGAUUUUUAUAUUCUUUUAUUGAUGAACAAAGUGAACUAAAUAAAAGACAAUUGUUAUACAUUGGUUAUUGUAUGCCAAUUAUGCAUUCUAAUGUGACUUGCAAUGUAAAUGUUUUCAGGUUUAACGAUUUUUUUUCCUUCUCAGACAAAUUAAAAGAAAAAAAAAGUGUGGAAGGUUGAAUAUGUGAAGAAUUUCUGAAGAAGUGUCUUGGACUGUUAAAAGUAGUUAUUUUGAAAAGGGGACUGUCCAGUGGAUAGUGUGCAUAGAAAAAAAAGUGUUUGUCUUAUAUAUGCCAAUGUAGUUUUACUUCUUUAUGAUGCAUUAAACUCGACUGACAAUUUAACAGUUGUCGUGCCAUUCAUUGCUGAAGGGAUGCAGCUCGCCUUGGUCAGGACCCAUCACUGUGAGCCCUUCCUGGCCAGUUUCUGCAGAGG